Fusarium verticillioides 7600 is the source of this 5614-nucleotide messenger RNA. RefSeq lists its product as hypothetical. The record is from RefSeq and is a predicted model, not a curated record. The transcript has 2 exons. Bases 624 to 5153 code for a protein of 1509 amino acids. Lineage: Eukaryota; Fungi; Ascomycota; Sordariomycetes; Hypocreales; Nectriaceae.
ACCCACCUAGGUAGCGAGCAACCGUGCAUGGACAUGGAACCUCCCUCCCUCGUCUCCGUCCUUGGAGUCUUCCUCAAACCACUUUUUAAGCUGCGCUACCCUAAUUUCCGUCUCAACCCAUCCCAUCCCAUUUAGUCCUGACGUAUACACGACAUAGCAUUUCUUACUACGACUACCUUGACUCACAUCUCAGCGUCAUUGUUUACUCACCUCCGAAGAUCCGUGGCCUUGAUCUUGAUGCAAGCCGUCUGUUGAGCUGAGCUGGCCUUGCGCCGCUUUCGAUCUAGUCAAGCUUAAACCAGCCCGUCAUGUUUGGAGGUUCAAGGAGGCAUCGUCCUCCCACUCAGGUGAGCCGUCUUCCUCCUCUGCGCUGUUCACUGUUUAUUGCGGCUCUUAUAAAACCGGUUUUGGCUUUUGGCUUUUCGCUUUUCGCCCGCCACGGAACCCGCUCUGGUAGGCAAAAGCCAUCAACUUAAGCUCACCCACUACCUAUCGAGACUUGCCGCAUUUGCCCAUGUCUUUGAUUGUUGUCUUUGGCCUUUAUCCCUUGAUGCGACGCUCCCCCUCUCCAUCCAAUUCUCGUUUCCUUUCCAUCGCUUUCGCAAUUACACGUUGUUGCUAACAUGGCGCUCUCAUCUCAGCCGUUGACCCGGGAGACUGCCAAUCCCAAUGCUGCGACAGCAGCCGCCUCGGCCUUUCUAAGGCGUGAAUCGACGCCAUCUCUGUCAUCAGCUGCUGCGGCUGCAGCUCUCAAGGCUCGACCUACAACCCCCACCAAUGUAUCGCAGGUGCAAUCAAAACGAGUUGCGCGGAGGAGCGCUUCCGUCUCGUCUACGGGAAGUCGGGACAGGAGGAGUCGGGAACUACAUCGAUCGCCAAGCGCGAGCUCUAUGACAGAACGGACCUUUCGAUCACCCUCACCUUCGCCAGCUCGGUUCGCUGCCCCGCAAGCCCAGGAUGUUCCUCCAGUGCCCAAGAUUCCCCAGCAUGAGCACAACAAGACCAAUCCGAAGAGCUCGGCCCACAAACGAGCAACAAGCUUGCAAACACAACAUUUCCAAACCGCAAGCCAAAAGAUGAAAAACGGUCAAACUCAAGGUUCAUGGUUUGGGGCAGCUACGGGAAACGAUUUGUCUAACGUGCGUCGCGCCCCUGUGGCUGAUAAACGGGCAUCAGCAGAUUUACGGCCAAGCAGUCCGAACUCUAUCAAUUUCUCGUAUCCUCGCUCUAUGACAGAGUCUCCAAGCCCAUCAAAUAAUGCAAUGGUGUACGAUCCCAAUUCGAGACGGAUGGUUCCUCAGGCACAGCUUUUGAUGAUAGAUCAGACUGUCCGUGAUGCAUCGGAGAAACCUGUUCGCAAGGAAAAGCAUGAUGGUUCCAGGACUGGCACUCACUUGUCCAAGGGAACCGUCGGGAGACUUAAGGGCACUGCAGUCGAGCCAGCCUCACCACCACCAAAGGCAGUCGCAAGCCCACAAAGCCCUGCGAAUACCUAUGCUGCGACAACACAACAGCCUGGGCACCCAGAGGCUGGCCUUGAAUCUGAGCUCGAAUCAGAUCCUGAGUCUGAGCCAGGGACUAAGCGUGAGGCGAAGCUUGAAACCAGCUCCAACUCCAACCUAUCAACUGGACAAACAUUGAUUCAGCAAGAACAAGAACAAGAUGUCGAGCCAUCGAGCCAGACUAUUGUAAUCCCACCAGCAGUAACAAAGCCUGAAGCAUCGGUCAGAAAGCGCCCCUCUGUAGUGCAUGAAGACCCCGAACUAGAGGGGAGGGAACCACGAGAUGCUGCCCAGCCGGCGCCUGCUAACGGACGCCCAAUGGAUGGAGUAGAUGCCAUCCCUGUGAAAUCAACCCCCCCACCUCAACAGUCACCAGAAGCUGCACCAGUCCCAGGUCCCAGUGAGACUGUGCGCCGAAGCCGCGUCCAUUCUGAGAGUCCUGCCCGCAGCCCUGCUCGUACAACCCAUUUUGCACCCAAGACCGAUCAGCUACUCGUUAGGCAUGAGCCGCCUCCAAGGUCGUUGUCGCCACGAAAAUCCGCACUUAAGUACUCAAGUCCUCGGGAUGCAUCUCCCUCUGAAGAUGGCUCAGAUGCGUCUGCUGCCUGGUCAGGUAUGGCUGGGCAUGAGGAGACAGAACUCUCGCGGAAGAAGAGCGUCAGGGUGAGCUUUGAUGAUGGAAACACGGCUGUUAUAGGGGAGUCUAUUCCAUCUUCAGAUACGGACUCGCCACAAAUAGCCAGCCCACAGUCAAGAAAGUCUUGGCACAGCAUCAUUGGGCGAAACAAAAGAGACUCAGUAACUCUGGACGAGGAUGAAACCAUGACACCUCGUCCUGCUCUCCCCUCUUUUGGGAGUAUUCGCGAGAAGAAGGUCAGGGAGCCUGAAGAGCGGCCUUUAGUCCGCCCUAUGGAGAGAUCGGCUUCACCUCCGGCUACAGAUUCGUUGCCUUCAGAAUCGAAUCACAAAGCUCCUGCCCAAGAUUUGGCGCAGUCAAGUGAUCUGGCUAUUGGAUACCGGGAACCACUGCCCCCUGUGGUCACUUCCGUUGAUGGCCAAGGGUAUAUAAGCAAUAGUGACCUGAGCUCUGAUGAUGAAUCCGAAUCAGGGGUUAUGUCUAAAUCCCAAGCUUCUGCUGACCCUGUGUCCGAGACCCAAACAACUAUUAGCAACCCCGGCAGCCCCUCUGAGAGUAGCUCGACAAAGUCAAAUCCAAGCGACAACAUUCCAACCAUUUCGAUAAUACAGCCCAGUCCUCGGAUUCCCGAUGAGAAUCAGGCAGAGUCGCCGCAAGACUUCUUCGAUGUUCCUGGGGGCUUCCCAACCGGCCCGACUGAUGCUCCUAGUGAGAGGGCUAUCUCCGAGGACGCCAAGGUAUCCUCAACAGAGCCUCGCCCCAGUCAAUCGCCUAAAGGAGCUGAUCAGCCCGCGCCCAUUGUAACUCGUCGGUCCUUCGAUUCCACCAGUGCUGUUUCUUCAAAUUCUCAGAUGCAUGAUAUCCAGGAAGAGUCGGAAGAGUCGGAUGGGAGCAGCAUCUAUAGUGACGCCUAUGAGGAUCUUUCUGACAUGGAAGGUGAUGGUUUCUUGUCCCUUGACGCUGUAGUUGAUAGCCCCGUCGAAUCAGCAUUCUCUCAGAAGGUAUUUGAGAAGGCCAUUGCAAAAUCCAAGGAAACCGAUGCCUCUCAGCAGUCCACGCCUACAAAGACUCCCUCUCAGAAGCCUCUUCAAACGCCCAGUGACUGGGAAACGGCAAAGGCUUAUUGGAGAAGUUUGAGUCCCAAGGACAGACGCCAACUCGAGAAGGAGGCCAUGGACUCUGACGAGGACAUUCCAGCAGAGGCAGCCAGACGUUCGAAACACAAGACAAAGACUCAAACGAAGCAAAAGCAGAAACUUGUUGAAGACCCUGUGCAAGAGCCCCUGGACACUUCAAAAAAUGCGCCUGUCUCAGAAAAGUUUCGCAACCCAACAAGAAUCUACCAAAUUCAACCAGGUACUAGUUGGCCUCGUGAUGAGGUUGAGAAGCCUCUUGUUAAGGCACCCGUUACAGAGAAAGGAAAGCAGGCUGGAGGCGCCAAGCUGCGAAAAUCCAUGAGGGCUGCUGAGGCUACAACAGCCAGUCAUUCUGAGCCAGUCCAAACCGGGGGAAUGCGCAAAUCUAUGAGAUCCGGCGCUGCUCCUUCAAACCCACAGAACUCGCACGAUGGACAUUUACGCAAGACCCUUCGUCAAGAGCCUGAGGCUACGACUGGUGUAGCGAUGCGCAAGUCGCUGAGGGCCAACGGUUCUGCGGCUAAUGGGCACAAUACUGCUUCUACUCAGAGAAAUGGUGCUCGGCCAGCGUCUUAUCAGCCAGCGACCACGUCGGAAACGGUCAAAUCGCAGCGUCGAGCACAUUCUGAAGACAGGGGCCCUACUAUGCGAUCUACUGCGAAGCCAACCCUUGCACGACGAGGAUCCGACUCGAGCGAAAGCAGCUUCCGACGUGCAAAGGCUGGCGGCGGAGAAGGCUUUGGCUUCCGUAGGACAAUGAGAGGAAGUACACGGGAACAGACGGCAGCAGCGCCUCCGCCAGAAAGCGCGAGGGGCAGCAGCCGAUUCAGUCUUCGGUCUCUGUCGCCUACUGGAUCAGCCUUUCGCCGCAAUUCCAACACUAGCUCUCCUCCUCCAGUUAUGAUGAGCGGUCGUAUGCGUCAGUCACUACGCGCUGAGCCCAGUGAUGCAGGUUCCUCUCGCAUGCGGGUUUCUGGGUUUGGCCGCUCGUCCAAGGGCAAGAAAUCCAAGAGCGGCAGCCGCUUUGAUGAUUCGAGUGAUGAGGAUGAGGGCCGCCCAGCCUUCAGGAGUCGUUUCGUCGACUCAAGUGACGAGGAUACUCCUUCGCCACUUCCCAAGCAGAAGCGUGUACCUAAAACAAUGCGCAGUUCUGCCUCAAACAAUGCCGCUGCUGCCGCUAUGGGGGUCCCGCCUGCUCGUGCAGGUGUCCAAGACUCUCCUGAUCUUCCUGACAGCGAUGACGAGGAAGAGCAACCUCGGGAGAAUGCUGCUCCCAAUGGGGCGGCUAUCGCAGUUCCUCGGGCAACACUGAAUCGAAGCGGUUCGGGGCGAGACGCGAUGGCGCCGCAGGCUAACAGCGUCGAGAUAACAGGUGGACGACCAGGUCACAAACGACGUGGCAGUUUCAUGUCGUCCAUUCUACGUCGCAAGAAGGAUCCUGCUGACAAGAUCUCUCGAAGCACGAGUGAAAGCGCAUCGCGUCGGGACACGCACCUGGAACGAGGCCCUGAGCGACUCGCUUUUAUUCGAAGCAAUAGUGAGAGCCAGGCACAUAGCUCACGUCUACACAAACGCGGAGCAAACUGGCCUCUCCAGGACCAUCAGAACACUCACGAAGAGGAGGAUCAGUUCGACGACGGCUCUCAAAAUACGUACGUCGUUGACGAAGAGAAGCGCCCGUCCACCGCUGGCGGUCUUGGUCCUGCUCCGUCCUCCCCAACAACAAAGACGGGCUUCCUUAAGCGUCGCAGUACUUCCCACAGCCAAAUUGAUGCUGCUAACCACGGCGUCUCAGCUUCGAUCGACGGCUCAGAGGUCGGCACGUCCAAGAAGAAGAAGUUUGGCACACUGCGCAGGAUGUUCAAGCUUGAUGAUUAGUAACGUAUCAUGUUGGCUUUCCUUGGGUACCCUUUUCCUCGUACCAUGCAUGAAUCAUGCUUUGCUAUAUUACACACCAAACUUAUUCCUCUUCUUGAGAAACCCAACACACUCGCUCAAGCAUCGCUCUCUUCGCAAAGCGAGUUCUCAUUCCGUCCCCUAUUAUAACGCGUCAUCGAUUUUUGGUAUAAGUAAUGGAUUGGGAACUGGUUAAGUCGGUUGGACAAAACAUGUGGUGCAAACCUUGGAUUACAAAAAGAUUAAGAGUAAUAUCUAGUAGCUAUUUAUUCCUAAGUUCUCCAGUUUCAUGGCUGUAGUAUUAGAUACCAGUAUUAUCAACAUAGCGUUAACAGUUGGGAUAUUUCCUUCGCGCAAAAAGUCACUCGAUUCCCAAAACAUAUUUGCCUACUUUGGUGCUUGCUUCGUCUGUCAAUCGCCAACCUCGCACCGUAACUCAGCGU